Messenger RNA from Protopterus annectens (West African lungfish), 3562 nucleotides. Its product is annotated as protocadherin gamma-A6-like. The record is from RefSeq and is a predicted model, not a curated record. Gene Ontology annotation, molecular function: calcium ion binding. NCBI's taxonomy places the organism in Eukaryota, Metazoa, Chordata, Ceratodontiformes, Protopteridae. Gene Ontology annotation, cellular component: plasma membrane. Gene Ontology annotation, biological process: homophilic cell-cell adhesion. The transcript has a single exon. The coding region runs from base 126 to 2555 and encodes 809 amino acids.
CAAAGACUGCAUGCAGCACAAAAAAAGGAAGAACUGGUGACUGUCACCCGCCACGGGAACUCCGGGCUUUGCUUUAACCUGAAACUUUAGGAUAAUCUUUUCGUAAUCUGCAUAGAUAUCCUGAAAUGGGAAACGCAAAUAUUCGUGGGAGAAAGGAUGCCAGUCAGCUCCUAUUUUUAUUCACAAUUUAUUUACUUAAUUGUCUAACCUCAGGACUGCUACGUUACUCGGUGCCGGAGGAAACAGAACGCGGAUCUUUUGUUGGACAUCUUGCAGCAGAUGUGGGCAUCGAUCCUAAAGACGUAGCAGCUCGCCGCCUCCGGCUCACCUCAUCAGCCAAGAGCCACUUCUUUAAAUUUAAUUCGGAGACUGGGGAUCUAUACAUAAAGGAGACAAUAGACCGGGAACAGUUAUGUGGUAAAUUACCUUUGUGUCUUCUGACGUUUGAGGCUCUUGCUGAAAAUCCUUUGAAUGUAUUUACUGGGGAAGUUGAGGUUCAGGACAUUAAUGACAAUUCCCCAGUUUUCCUGAUCGACGUGAUUAAACUGACAGUCAUUGAAUCAGUUUCUCCUGGUGCCCGCUUUCCUUUAGGUCACGCGGAGGAUCCUGACAUUGGAACAAACUCACUUAUUGAUUAUGAGCUUAACCCUACGGAGUACUUCACUCUGAAUGUAAUGAACAGGGAGGGCAACCAAUACAUAGAAAUUGUUCUAAAUAACACACUGGAUCACGAAAAACACAGCGAUCAUUAUCUCGUUCUGACAGCAAAAGAUAAUGGGGACCCUAAACGAACCUGUACUGCACAGAUACAGGUAAGCGUUCUGGACAUUAAUGAUAAUGUACCUGUGUUCAGCCAGGCAAUCUAUAGGGCAAGCCUGAAGGAAGGUAUGCCAGAAGGUACAGCAAUAAUUACAGUAUCUGCUACUGAUGGCGAUGGAGGAUCAAAUGGAGAAGUAAGUUAUACCUACAGUAAAAUAACUGACACUGCACAUUCUCUGUUUAAACUGAAUCCCAUCACUGGAGAAAUAGUCACUGUUGGGGAUGUAGACUUUGAAGAAGUGCAAAGGUUUGAGAUAACUGUAGGGGCUAAAGAUGGCGGUGGACUGACUGCCCACUGUAAGGUAUUUGUUGACAUUCUUGACCAGAAUGAUAACGCUCCCGAAAUAAUAAUUAACUCCAUCUCUAAUGAUAUUUCUGAAGAUUCAUUACCUGGUACAGUUAUUGCUUUCAUAAAUAUUGUUGACCGGGAUUCCAAUGAGAAUGGUGAAACCGUUUUCCAGCUAGAAGAACGUACGCCAUUUAAGCUAACACCUUCUUUCAGGAAUUACUACACACUGGAGUUAAAUGGAUCACUUGAUCGUGAAGAGUUUCCUGAAUACAAUAUUACAGUCAUAGCUGUUGAUAAAGGCUUUCCGCCUCUUUCUACCGCCAAGACUAUCUGCCUCAAGAUUUCAGAUAUAAAUGACAACCCACCUCUAUUUUCUAAACCAGUAUACAAUGUGUAUGUAGCUGAAAAUAACCCGCUUGGAUAUUUAAUUUAUACUGUGGAAGCAAGAGAUGCUGACUGCAGUAAGAAUGCUCAAAUUACUUAUUCUGUUGCUCCCAGCUUUGUAGGAAACUCUUUACUCUCCGAGUGUGUCUCCAUCAACCCAGAUAAUGGUAACAUUUAUGCUCUGCGUUCCUUCGAUUACGAAGACUUAAGAGGCUUUCAAAUCCUAGUUCGGGCCGUAGACGGUGGUUCACCAUCAUUAAGUUCCAACGUUACUGUGAAUGUUUUCAUUCAAGAUGAGAAUGACAAUAUUCCUAAAAUUUUAUACCCAAUGCCAAGUGAUGAAACUUCUGCAGGCAUUGAGAUAGUGCCUCUUCUAGCGGAUGAAAAUUAUCUUGUGACUAAGGUGGUGGCAGUGGAUGCUGAUUCUGGACAGAAUGCUUGGCUUUCUUAUCAGUUGUUGAAAACUACAAAUAAUCUUUUCACUGUAGGAUAUCAUACUGGCGAAAUUAGGACAUCCCGCCCAGUUCUUGCUAAGGAACCAAUGAAAGAGACGGUUUUCAUUCUAGUUAAGGAUAAUGGACAGCCAUCACAUUCUUCCACCGCUAGUGUCACUAUAUUUAUAGCAGACAGCUUCUCUGACCCCCUUUUGGAUGCUAUCAGCCCAUCCGAACACAAGGACAGAGACUCGAAUCUGACUUUGUAUUUGCUGAUCUCUGUAAUAUCUGUGUCUGCUUUAUUUCUUUGUUUCAUUGUAGCUAUCUUUAUCAUUAGAUUUUAUAGAUGGAGGCAGUCCUCAAUGCCCCAAUCAUUUGUGGAUUACAAAUUUGGACAUCCUUCAGACUAUGGGGAAGAAGACCCUAUGAGAUAUAGGCAGCCUCCUUCUUUACAAGAAGUUUACUUAACUUCUGAUUCUAGGAAGAAUGAGUUUCAGUUAAUAAAGCAUUACUGCCUUGAUGCAAUGGGAGGUAGAAAUACUGACACUCAUAGAUCAGACGUCUAUCUAGAAGAUAAUUUUAAUUAUGGAGGGAUUGCUGUGUCACAGGUGAGAGAUUGUAUGAAAUGAUUAUUCUCUCCAUUAACUGGUUGCAUUUUAUUGUGUUAGUAUUAAAAUGACUUUAAGUAAGUAUUAUUUUAGGUCACAUUUAAUUGUUUAUCUAAAAAAAACAAUUUGAUCAUGCUUUAUAAUGUAAUUUAUGGUGCUGAUGUCAUAAGAAACUAUCCAGAUAGUUUAAGAUAGGUUGUGAGACAUUUGGUGCAAUUGUAUUUAUACAGAAGUAAAGAUAAGGCAACAAUAUAUUGGGUCUUUAAUGUAACAUGAACAAGAGACUAAAAAUUGAUACUAGUAUUGCAAUUGCUGUGUCAUCCAUUUUCUGUCUUGGAGACAAAUCAACUCUUGAGCAAAGUAAAUUAAUCAUCUUCUUUUAUCUUUCAGUUUACAUUUCAUCAUAUGGAUUUGUAUUUCUUUUCACAUUGACAGAUAUCCAAAAGACUGCAUUUAUAUUUAUUCAAUCAUGGACAUAGCAAAUGAGGAGGCUGAUCCAGUUGGAUACAUUUUAGCCAUGAUUUAUUAAGUAUACUAACAUUAAGUGCAAAGUCAUACAAGCUAAGACAUAGAGUGAAAAUGAUGUGUUAGCAUUUAGUUCAACAAAAAAAAGUUAGGUCUUUUGAUGGCAUUUUUCAGAGAGGUUGGGCAGAUUGUACCUUUAAUAUGAGAAAAAUCUCACAGAUUUGGAAAUUUAAAGGUGAUGGAUUAUGUGAGAACAGAGGGCACAGACAGGAGAACGGGAGCACCAGGGCUUCCGAAUAGUUAAAGGAUAAUAUAUAACCUGGUGAAUUGUUAUAUAUGAUGAAGUGUCUAAUUACUAAGUAAGAAAUGUGCUUUCGUGUGCUAGAAGAAUUCUAAUGUGGUAUGUUGGGGAUGUCUUUACUCAGUGUUUGGAAUGGAAAUAUGGUCAACCAAAGUUUCUUAACUGAAUUAGAGUUAUAAAGAGAAUGGAAAUAAGCUAACAUACAUGAACUAUGUAAUUUUGUACAAUCUGAGCUUAAAAUUAAAGAUACAAUGAAAAGGUG